AGCGAGUGCUUUGAGAAGGGCCCCACAGCAGCGCAGGCUGGGAGGAGCUCUGGAGAUGGGGGCUCCGCCACCACCCCGGGCAGUGCCAGUGCUGGACCACCUCACAGUUUUUACAAAUCAGUGUGUAACUGCUGCUGAAGAGCUCAAGGCAGCCUAAUGACAACAAAAGCGAACCUCCCUGCGGCAGCGGGAUCCGUGGUGGUCCCCUACGGGCACGUGGUUGGGAACGAGAAGUGGAGAGGGUCAGGGAUAGCCCAGAGGCUCCAGGGGAAAAUUAAGCUCAUUUUUGAAGAUGGCUUGGGACUCGUGGACUUUCAUCUUUCAAACAGAAUUUGCAUUUUAUACAUUUCUGAAGCAGAUUUGGUUGCAGGAGAUGACUUCAAACGAAGAUUGGUUCGGUUUAGGAAUGCCAACAGUCUUGGUGGAAUUGUAAUUGUUGAGAGGACUCAAAUAAGCGACCAGUACUUCAUAGCAGUGCAAAAGCUUGUUGUGCUAGAACUUGGAAUGGUGCUGCUUCCUGUGGCAAAUCAAGGAGAAGCUUCUCAACUUAUUACUCAGCUGGUCCGUGAACAAAGUAAGGAUCACAACAGUAACCCCUUCCUUCGUAAGCAAUGCUCUCAGCUGCUAGAGGCAUCAGUAUUUCGGACUGUGCAACAAAUUCCAGGAGUUGGGAAAACAAAAGCUCUGCUUUUACUGCAGCAAUUUGGAAGCAUCCACCGGCUUUGUAACGCAUCUGUCGAGGAGCUUGAGCUAGUAGUUGGACAAACGGUAGCACAACAAAUUCACACGUUCUUAUGCUCUUGACGUAUGUAGCACUGUUUUGGAAGACAAGACUGCUUCUGUUAUUUGAAGUCUAAAAUUGUUUUUGAUGAUCACAUACAAUGGUAACUCUGAUAAUCCUGGUAACAACCAGAGGGUGUUGAGUAAUUCUCUGGAGGUUACUUCCUCUCUACCACUGCUCUGGUUGUGUAGACUGAGCUGUGAAAACUACCUUGGAAAAGGGGCUGGAAGGUGUCUUACAUCUAUCUUGAACAAAAAAAAAAAAGAGAGAGAAAAAUAUGUUUUUUCCUCCUGUGAAUGCUGAAAA
This is a messenger RNA of Oxyura jamaicensis (ruddy duck), 1087 nucleotides long. It is a transcript of the gene FAAP24, whose product is annotated as FA core complex associated protein 24. Gene Ontology annotation, molecular function: chromatin binding. Lineage: Eukaryota; Metazoa; Chordata; Aves; Anseriformes; Anatidae. The record is from RefSeq and is a predicted model, not a curated record. Gene Ontology annotation, cellular component: Fanconi anaemia nuclear complex. The transcript has 5 exons. Bases 157 to 804 code for a protein of 215 amino acids. Gene Ontology annotation, biological process: interstrand cross-link repair.